AUGGAACACUAUAGUCAUUUACCAAAUUGUCCUAAUCGUAAUAGUCCAACGCUUUGGGUAAUUAAAACUGCAUGUAGUUGUCAAUCAGCAGUACCAUUAUCUCCACGACAAUCUCCACAAAAACAAACAACUCAGUCGCAGUUGCCAACUACAAUGUUACCUCCAAAACAACCUAAAACUAUUCAACAAAAAGCAGUUUUACAUGCAGCGGCAACAAAAGCCAAAACUCUCCCUGAAUUAUCUCAUCCUCUACAGAGACGAAACUCAGCUGAUUGUGCAUCACAAGAGCAACAACCCCAAGCAUAUCGAGAAGAAGAAAAAAGACGAUCAUCUUUAUCCAAUUCACUACCACCAAUUUUAGAACAUAGCAGUGAAAACAACAAUCGAUUAUCACCUCCAAUCUCACCUUCACAAGGUCAACGUUCUGCUGGCACUGUUUUUCCACCAGAAGCUAUUUUCAGUAUAUACGAACAGCGUUACAGUCAAGCACAACAACAACUUCAACUCGAACUUCAUCGUCCAUCCGGUUUUCUUAAUAUUGAAUCGAUCUCCAAUCAUAGACAACACGAUACUAAUAGGAUUACACAAUUAAUUCAGUACCCCUACGCCUCGUAUCAACAAGAAUGUUCUACUCCUCCUUCUUCACCACAGCAACAAAGAAAACACCAACAUCACCUAAUUUCGACACAAGUGCAAUCACAACAACAACAACAACAACAGCCACCACUACCAUCAUCACAUCAUCUUCAAUCGCAUUAUAUCAAUAAUACCAAUAAUAAUUCGAUUAAUUCGCAUAAUAAUCGUAUUUCUGAUCAAUCAAUGGCAGUAACAGAUCCACAAGAAGCCUAUAUACGUUUAGCCAAUUAUUCAAUGAAAAAAUCUGAACAACUUGUUCCACAUUAUAAUAUUAGAUCGCCAAAAGCAUAUGGUGGCUAUGUGGUGAGUGUUGCUGAAUUAGAAUUUAUAGAAUAA
Messenger RNA from Didymodactylos carnosus, 972 nucleotides. The record is from the annotation of a GenBank genome assembly. Lineage: Eukaryota; Metazoa; Rotifera; Eurotatoria; Philodinida; Philodinidae.